Molecule: messenger RNA, 564 nt
Organism: Vicia faba (fava bean)
Lineage: Eukaryota; Viridiplantae; Streptophyta; Magnoliopsida; Fabales; Fabaceae
Source: the annotation of a GenBank genome assembly
AUGAAUGUGAGCCAUGCUUCAGUUCACCCAGUUGAAGAAGUUCCAACCACUGAUGGUGGUGUUGCGGUCGCGGAACAACAAAACGUUAACGUGCCUAUGGUCGUGAGGAUGAAGGAUAUUCAGGGGAUGCCUGGUACUGUUGGUGGCUUGGCUUUAAGGGUUUCACAGUUUGUUUUUGGUGCUGCUGCACUCUCUAUUAUAGCCUCCACAAAUGAUUUUCCUUCGGUCACUGCUUUCUGUUUCCUUGUUGCGGCUGCCGGGUUGCAGACUCUAUGGAGCAUUUUGUUAGCUAUUACUGACAUAUAUUCCAUUUUAGUAAGACGGUAUUUGCAGAACUACCGACUUGUCUGUGCAUUUACAAUCGGCGAUGGGGUAACUUCGACGCUUAUGUUCGCGGCAUCAUGUGCAUCGACAGGUAUCACGGUGCUCAUCGAUAACGAUCUUGAUAAUUGUUCAUAUAACCAUUGUGUGCAGUUUGAAACAGCUACAGGCAUGGCAUUCAUAUGUUGGUUCACUACAGUGCCGUCGUUUCUGCUGAACUUCUGGUCUUUGGCUUCACGUUAG